GGAAGCCGCUGCGAGAGGCUGGGAGCGGCGGCCGGGCGGCGGGCGACGGGGGCGGGGGACUCGGGCCGCGGCCGGGGCCGAGCCGGGGCCAUGGAGCCCCCGCUGCCGGGUUAGGGUGGGCCGGCGCCGCCGGGCCCGCGACGAUGGCCGGCUACGCGCGCCGCCCUGGCGUCCCCCCGCUGUCGCGAGCCCGGAGCCUCGUCAUUCCGGACGCUCCUGCGUUCUGUGAGCGCCGGUCUUGUCUCCCCCAGCUAGACUGUGAGCGCCCCCAUGGCAGGGACCUGGACUCCCACUUCUUCGGCAUUCGGCCGACGUUUAUGUGCUAUGUGCCCAGUCCGGUGCUAGCUUCCGUGGGAGACACAGAUUUUGGCUACGGAAAGGGGAAAUGCACUAAGCAAGGUCCGCCAGGAACCCAGGAGACACAUUUUGGAGAUGAUAAGCUUGAAGAUCUUGCUGAGGCCAAUCCGUUCUCCUUCAAAGAGUUUCUGAAAACCAAGAACCUCGGCCUGUCGGGAGAAGACACCGCCAACAACAGGGUUUAUUCAAAGGAACCCACGAGGCACCCACUGGGACUCGGCCGCAACUCCCCAAGCCCCCAGACCGUGGGGUAUGGCCUGGAGUAUCAGCAGCCGUUUUUCGAAGACCCUACGGGGGCUGGCGACCUUCUGGACGAGGACGAGGACGAGGACGAGGACGAAGGGUGGAACGGGGCCUACUUGCCGUCCAGUGUGGAGCAGACCCGCUCCUUGGGAGGCGCCGCCAGCACGUCGCCCUGCAGCACAUACGUCUCCUUCUUCUCCACCCCGUCGGAGCUGGUGGGGCCCGAGACCCUGCCCCCGUGGACCCUGAGUGACUCUGACUCCCGCGCCUCUCCGGCGGGGAGCCCCAGCGCAGACUUUGCGGCUCCCGGAGAGUCUCUGGGAGACAGGCACCUGCGGACGCUGCAGAUAAGCUACGAAGCACUGAAAGAUGAAAAUUCUAAGCUGAGAAGAAAGCUGACUGAGGUUCAGAGCUUCUCUGAAACUCAAACAGAAAUGGUGAGGACGCUGGAGCGGAAGCUGGAAGCAAAAAUGAUAAAGGAGGAGAGUGACUACCGAGAUCUGGAGUCGGUGGUCCAGCAGGUGGAGCAGAACCUGGAGCUGAUGACAAAACGAGCUGUAAAGGCGGAAAAUCACAUCCUGAAACUGAAGCAGGAAAUAAGCUUGCUGCAGGCACAGGUCUCUAACUUCAAGCGCGAGAAUGAGGCCUUGCGGUCCGGCCAGGGUGCCAGCCUGACAAUAGUGAAGCACAACACCGACGUGGCCUUGCAGAACCUUCGCGUCGUCAUGAACAACGCCCACUCCUCCAUAAAGCAGCUGGUUUCUGGAGCUGAAACGUUGAAUCUUGUGGCCGAAAUCCUUAAAUCCAUAGACAGAAUUUCUGAAAUUCAAGAUGAGGAAGAGGAGUCUUGAGAACUCUGAGGUGCUUCCAGGUCGCAGCCCUGCUUACGUCCGGACGCCGCUGCUCGCCGGGUUGGAAAAUGCCGUUGUGUUUUUAAGUACGUUGUCCUCAGCCGUAGUAAAAAUACUCACCGUGCCGCUAAUUUCGUGACCUAAACAGCCCUAACAGCCAGCUGCAGUGAGGAGCCCCCCGCGUGGGAGAGCUGCACCUGGUUUCUACGCGACCCUUCCUGGCGAGCUCCUGCUACUUGGUGGACUGAUGCUCUAUCGGAAGACGUUUCUGUGAAAGCCAGUGAUAUUUUGAAGUUACUAAACGUGAAAACGGCAGUUCUGUAAUAAGUGUUUUCCGUCGUCAUUCCAGAAUGUCGAUCGUAAGACAAGUUCAGUCGAUCGUCCUUGAUUCCGUCCUUGAGAGGGAGUAAGGUGAGCCGUGGCUCCGUGCUCGCCUCCCAAGGCCCUAAUGCCUCUGUGACCUCACUUGGUGCCCCGGCCGGCUCAGAGUCCCCUCCUGGGGCCUCACGGGCGGCUCGUGCAGUUGGAGACCUGAGCCUGGCUGCUGUCCUUCCACGGGGUCCCAGGUCACACAGGCGCGCCACUGGGUGCAACCAUCUAAACGCAUCUGUGGGCCUUCGGAUUUGAAAAGCUGCUUCGGCUGGAGGGUUUUGAUACACGUUUCGAGUGGCAUCUUGUACAAUGAAGUUUGGAAUUCAGGGAUUGAGACUGUGUGCGCAGCCUUCCUGGGUCAGCACGAGGUCUCCCGGGGUGCUUUUCCAGCUGCUUUCCAAUGUAGGGGGGGCACCAUACGCCUUUUUGGCCAUUUUUCUCUAGAUGUUAUUUUUUAAAAUAAAUUUCCUUUUCUUCUGUUCAGAUGGACCGCUUUCCUAUUUAAUAAACCGUAAAACUCA
Molecule: messenger RNA, 2344 nt
Organism: Neofelis nebulosa (Clouded leopard)
Lineage: Eukaryota; Metazoa; Chordata; Mammalia; Carnivora; Felidae
Gene: ENTR1
Product: endosome associated trafficking regulator 1
Exons: 10
Coding region: 144-1451 (435 amino acids)
Biological process (GO): positive regulation of cilium assembly; positive regulation of protein localization to cilium; regulation of cytokinesis
Cellular component (GO): early endosome; centrosome; ciliary basal body
Source: RefSeq, a predicted model, not a curated record